This is a messenger RNA of Vigna unguiculata (cowpea), 1804 nucleotides long. It is a transcript of the gene LPAT4, whose product is annotated as lysophosphatidyl acyltransferase 4. NCBI's taxonomy places the organism in Eukaryota, Viridiplantae, Streptophyta, Magnoliopsida, Fabales, Fabaceae. Gene Ontology annotation, cellular component: endomembrane system. Gene Ontology annotation, molecular function: acyltransferase activity. The record is from RefSeq and is a predicted model, not a curated record.
ACUUUUCAAGUUUACGUCUUCCCUUCUGGGUUCUCUUUUCUUUGCGUCUUAAUUAUCUCCCCUUUAUGGAAUCUCAAUUCCGUGUUUGUUUUUUUCUUUGUUUCUCUGAGGAAUUUUUAUCGUGGUUGGAUUCAAAGAUAGGGGGAGUUUUAGAAUUUUGGAAUAUUCUCAAAAAUAUGCUUUUUGUUUUUAUUGGUUUAGCUUUUGUUAUGUACUCUGGGAAACAGGGUUUUGGAUUCGAAACGUAUUUAUUCAUUCGCCAAUAACUUGUGGUUGUUAGAUGGGGAGUUGUUGUUCUUUGAUCGGAAAUGGGGUUGGGGUGUUUAGCCAGGGAAAUUGGUGUGCUAAGUAGGUUUGGAAUUGCCUUCUCUGGUUCAACAUUGAGAUUCAAAGAUGGUUUUGGGAGAUUUAUUGGGAGAGAAGUUUUGAAAAUUUCAAGUUCAUCGCAGAGAAGUGUUGAAAGUUUCAAAUUUCAACAAUCCCCUGCUAUUUCAGAAGUGUUUCUCUCUAUAUGUUUUUUGCCUUGCUGUGUUUUUUGUCCUCAGUUUUUAUACCAGAUACCAACCAGGGUUGAGAAGGAAAGUUUUUGCAAGAGUUUCUUGAAGAUGGAAGAUUGCGGGCCAGUGAAAUCUGAAAAUAGAUUAAAGCACAGACCCUUGACCCCUCUUAGGUUGUUGAGGGGUGUGAUAUGUUUAGUGGUAUUUCUUUCUACAGCUUUUACGUGUUUGGUGUAUUUUGUGCCAGUAGCAGUUGUAGUAUUGCGGCUUUUCAGCAUACAUUAUAGUAGGAAGACAGUGUCAUUCCUCUUUGGACUUUGGUUAUCUCUGUGGCCAUCUCUGUUUGAAAAGAUUAACAAAACCAAAGUUGUCUUUUCUGGGGACAGUGUUCCAAUGAAGGAACGUGUUCUGCUUAUUGCUAAUCACAGAACCGAGGUUGAUUGGAUGUACUUGUGGGAUCUUGCACUCAGAAAAGGGUCACUGGGAUUCAUAAAGUACAUUCUCAAAAACAGCUUGAUGAAACUACCAAUCUUUGGUUGGGGAUUUCACAUUCUGGAGUUCAUUGCAGUGGAGAGAAAGUGGGAGGUAGAUGAGCAAAUACUGCACCAAAAGCUUUCAACUUUGAAGGACCCUAAAGAUCCCUUAUGGCUAGCUCUUUUUCCAGAAGGAACAGAUUACACUGAUCAGAAGAGUAAAAACAGUCAAAAAUUUGCUGCUGAAACUGGUCUCCCCGUGCUCAAAAAUGUAUUACUCCCCAAAACAAAAGGGUUUCAUGCUUGCUUGGAAGCCCUACGAGGCUCGUUGGAUGCAGUGUACGAUGUGACAAUUGCAUACAAAAAUCAAUGUCCUUCAUUUCUGGACAAUGUGUUUGGUGUUGACCCUUCAGAAGUGCACAUGCAUGUAAGGCGUAUUCCAGUGGAGGAGAUUCCUGGUUCUGAAACCAAAGCUUCAUCUUGGUUAAUAGAAAAAUUCCAGAAAAAGGAUCAAUUGCUUUCAGAUUUCAAGAUUCAUGGUCAUUUCCCUGAUGAGCAAAAUGAAAAUGAAAUUUCUACAUUUAAGAGCCUACUCUCUUUUACAGCCAUAGUUUCUUUUACUGCCAUUUUUAUUUAUUUUACAUUAUUUUCUGUGGUUUGGUUCAAAGUGUAUGUAGCUUUAUCUUGUGCAUAUCUUGCUCUUGCAACUCGCUUCAAUUUUCAAUUGAUGCCUCUAAGUUAUUAUGUUCAUGCACUCCAUAACAGCAAGAAACAAAACAGUGAAUAGUGUUCUCAGUUUUAUAUUGCAAUGUACUAUCUUGCUCUUGAACUUUA